UAAAAUCCCACAAUAAUAACGCAAUUGAGACUUACCAAACUCAAAUUAUUUCAAAGCAAUCUAAAAUUAAAUUGUCACAAAUUCUUACUAUCUAGGCAAAUUAAAAAAAAAAAAUCAAAUUAACAAAAUCUGUUAAGACAGAAAAAACAAUUCAACAAGAUAUACAUCUCUAUAUAAAGGUGACUUAGUUUGUCUAAAAUCAUUACACAAAACCAAGAAAAAAUAUAUAAGUUUCAGAAAAUUAAAUAAAUAAAAUAAUUCAAAAAAAAAAAUGUCUCAACAGAAAACUAUUGUGAUGUUGGUAGCAGUUAUGAUGCUGUUGUCCAACAAAGCAUAUGCAACAAGCUACAAUGUUGGUGACUCUUCGGGCUGGGCUUUUGGUAUUGCGGGCUGGGAAAAUGGAAAGAGUUUUAAGGCUGGAGAUUCCUUAGUAUUCAACUACGGUGCGGGUGCACAUAACGUAGUUGUUGUGGAUAAGGCGAACUACGAUUCAUGCAGUGUGCCAGCAAGUGCACCAACAUAUACUUCAGGCCAAGAUAAUAUUGUUCUUAACAAAGGAGCUAAUUAUUUUAUUUGUGGAUUUAAUGGCCAUUGCCAGGCUGGCAUGAAGAUUGCUGCUAAUGCUUCUUAAUUACUUCCCUAAUUACAAUAUUCAUUAAUAAUAACGUGAUUAGUGAUGAUAUAUGAAUAAACAACACAGCU
Molecule: messenger RNA, 702 nt
Organism: Erythranthe guttata (spotted monkey flower)
Lineage: Eukaryota; Viridiplantae; Streptophyta; Magnoliopsida; Lamiales; Phrymaceae
Source: RefSeq, a predicted model, not a curated record